UGCAUUUUACCAUCAAAUAUCAAUUCGGGAAGCUUUAGCGAAUAGCCGAAUCGAAGUGCUGUGCAAGGUAGAUGAAGUGUACUGUGUUUCGGCAAACCGUCACCGAAAUGGGCGAGGCGUAGUUUUUUGGUUUUGGAUCGGCAGGUUUCAAUUCCACGUCGAUUUUUCGCGUGUGAAAUAAGAAGAGAGAGUGAGGAAAGAAAAAAAACCUCUUGGUUUCACAUCUUUUAUCAUAUGCAUGUGCAAAACGGAAGGAACAAUUAUCCAGUUCUAAUGCGGGGGGAGCUCGUGCAAUAGCGGCACACCUCACCUACGCCUUCAGCGUACAUAUAAACACGAAAGCAGAAAUAUCCAUCACAAUCACACAUUGAUACACGCAACGCACAUAGAUCAUCAUUAUGACAACGAAUCCGCAUGACCCGGAAUUUGAAAAGAAGUACCUGGCGGAUAUUGAGCGUGCCAAGGCGCUUAGCCUGGAAACGCUCGAGCUGGAGAAGAUACGGGCCAAACAGCGACAAAUGACACCGGAGCUGGCCACCGAUCCGAAAGCCGUCUCCCAAACGCUCGAAGAGUAUCGGGCGUAUCUGCAAAGGCGUGUCGCUUGCAGUACUGGCAAAGUUCCAACAUCGACCGGGAAUAGUUUGGAGUUGCCGUCCGGUUCAUCAGGCCCGGUACGACGACACAGUGACUGUCGCAAUCCCGGCUUACAAGCACCGCAAACGCAACCGGCCAGCAAUGGGCAGGACGAAGCGGAUCUAAUAUCGUUCAAUGCCGUACCGAAGCCACCGGAUCCGAAAGAGGAAGCACGGAACAAUCUAAAGGAACUGGUCGAACAGAUGCAUCGACUUCAAACACAGCCACCGGCCGCAGGGGGACAGUACGCCGAGCAGGGCUUUAAAACGCAACGUAGCCUCAGCAUGUCGGCUGCAAGUUACGGCUUCCAACAGGCGGCAUAUCAACCUGUGGGAAUGCCACCCGUCUCACAUCUACAGGGACCGUAUAAUGCCACCUCGAUGCAGCUGGUACCGUACAAUAGUCAAACAUCGAAACCCAAACCACUCACACCGGAGGAACUGCACCGGCUGUACAAUAGUCCACCACUGUACGCCGUUGCUACGGCUGGAGGACCCGCAGCCAUGGUUGCGCCACCGGUAUACCCCGGUACGGUUGCACCAGCUCCCACCCUAUACCCCGGUAUGCCAUCGUACGCAUCGGUACCAUACGCGCCCACCCAUUCAGCAUCACUACCUCAAUCGGCACCGCAUUCCACAUCACCGGCACCGGUAUACGGUGUAACUCCCGGAACGCCACUGUAUCCCUCACUGCAAACCUCCGGCAUGAAUGGAGCAUCAGCAGCGGCACCAUCGGUUUCGAACCCAGAAUCGGCACUGGUACACGUGCCAAAGUUGGGCACAGCAGGACGGUCAUACUCCCAACCCCACAGCAUCGUUACGAACGCGCUCAAACGCCAUCCGUCCCCGGCAAGGGAAGGUACGAGCGGUGUUGUGCUGCGGCCCAAAAGUGAUCCGGCGCAACUCCGACUUGGUGCCAAGGGUGCGGAUCUGAUCGAUCUCGGCUUUGAGGACAAUCCGCGCGUAUCGGUGUUGGAAGCGUUCGAUCCGCUGCUGUGUGGCAAUCGUUCAUCCAGCGGCAGCAGUGCGGACGAGGAUAAAGAUGACACGGCCUCCACCUACUAUGAAGAUUACGAUCCGUUCGAUUACAUCUACUCCGGCGGUACGCAGUACUCCGAUCCGGUGUAUGAAGCCGUCGUCAAUCGCUCACUGUCGGAUAAAACGGCCACGCCGCUAUCGCCGCCGGCUUCACUGUACGGUGCGGUUGGCGUACUGCCACCCGGUACACCGAGCGGUUCCCUGUCCGGGAGUUGCUCGUACGGUUGGGCCACGUCGCCGGUAGAAGCUUCCACCUGUUCGCCGGUGGCCGGAGAAGAUGGCACACCGCCACCGCUUCCACCGCGCAAUCUAACCGGCGGCUAUUACCACACGAUGCUGCGCGGUGUUCCGGCUGGCCAACCGGAUGAGCAGUCCAAUUACGAGAUCAUGCAACGGAAGCUAGCCCCGGCGAGUGGCGUCGAGCGACGGGCUACACCCUACAAGCUGUACGAGAAUGUGGUGAUUGCGAAGAGCUACGAUAAGGAACUGAUUGCUUUCUACAAUAUGGUGAAACAGCUCAGAGCACAAUAUCGAAAUGAUGAUCAAACUACAAACGUUGGACAUAUUGUCGCUGCGGAGUUCGAAAGCCGUCACGUGGAGGGAACGAGCAUCAAGCUGCUGGUACAUCCGGCACUCGAUUGUUUCGCUGGUGGCGAUCAAACGAAGGGACAAAUUGAUGGCUAUGGACCACCGAUACCAUUUACCUGUGAUAUUACGACGACGGUGGAACAUGUGAUUGCCCAGGUGUACUGUGCGCUCGAGGGCAAGAUCUGCAACACGGUGAGCGAUUAUGCGCUGAAAGCGAUCGGCAUCCAGGAGAUACUGUGCGUGCGGACGCGCCUUAACCAGCUCCAGUGUGUGCACGAUAGCAUCAAGCUCGAGCACGACGUACAGCUGGGAUUUGUACCGAAAACGGCACGCACAAUGAAGGUGAUUGCUCGCACCGGGCAGGACGAUGCGCGCGAGGCCGAGAUGCGUUUGGAGCAUCUGCUGCCGAAGGAAACGACGAAUGCGAUCGGGUACGAUGAUUUAAUGAUACUGCUGGAGACGCUCGAGGCGGAAAUUGAAAAGCUGCAGUCCUCGGCAGACGAUGGACCGUCCGGGCGCACCAUACUGACGUGUUCCGGUGUGAUACAGGCGGUUAAGGCUAUCUGCAACCUGCUCGGACCGCUCGAUACACUCGACAUCGCGAAAUCGAUCGAUGAUCUGCGGGCUUGCUGUGAUCAUGGGCAGACCGUGUUUAGCUACCGAGACAGCGUGGUGGACGACGAAACGUACAGCAACGGUAGCUUAGCGAUCGUGUCGGAAAGUGGUGACUAUGCGGAGGUAAAGCUGCGCCCGCGUACGGUCGCGGAACAGAUCCGCUACCGGUGUAACGAGGUACGGCACGCCAUCCAGAGCCUGCUCGAGAUCUACGCGCAAGCGUUCCGGGUGAAUUUUUGCGUUAAUGUGCCCGAGUACAAUGCGAACCCGAUCUCGAUCUGCAACAUCUCGCAGGCGGUGAUGGUGAACGUGUCCUGUCUGCAUCGACCACCGAUGCAUUGGCGGCAUGACGAAUACAACCUUGGUGUGCAAAUCUAUCACGGUGCAAGGUACAUCAGUGAACCGUACGUGGUGCAGUGUUCGAACGAACUGUCCGGCAUUUAUCCGCGCCUAACGUUCAACUCGUGGAUUAUGUUCCGCAAUCCGGUGUGCACGUUACCGCGCGAGGCACGCCUCGUACUGGUACUGUACGGGUGUACCCGGGAACCGGUGGAGGGUGGCAAUGAUGGAGGCUCCUCCUCCACUGGGGCCGUUGCACCACCGGGCGUGAACGAUUCCGCUGGUCCGGAAGGGCGCAUGACGAAGGUGGAGCUGGGCUGGGGUUCGUUGCAGUUUUUCGACUUCGAGCGCAAAAUGGUGCAGGGUUCGUACCUCGUGCCGAUGUGGCCCCCGACGACGGAUAAAUUCUUUGGCCCGGCACCGUCCAAGGGUACGUACCCGAUUGGCGGCAGCUACCCAAUACUUGGCAUCGAAAUACCGAGCUACGGUGGUGCGGUAGUGUUUCCGGAACCGAUACGAAAUUUACCGCCGGUGGUACAGCUGGAUUUUACCAGCCUCGAUCGCAACCUGCAGCAGGAGCUGAUUGAUACGGCCGAGCAGGGUUACUCACCGGAUAAGCUGGAAAAGCGUGAAGUGCUGUGGGAGAAGCGCCACUAUCUGCAUCGAUUCCCGCACGCACUGCCGAAGAUUCUGCACGCAGCACACAGCUGGGAUUAUGCCUGUCUGGCGGAUCUGCACGCGCUCAUAAAGUCGUGGACGGUGCUAAGUCCCGUGCAGGCACUCGAGUUGCUGCUACCGCGCUAUCCCGACCUGGAGGUACGUCGGCAGGCAGUGGAAUGGAUAGCAGCGAUGGCGAAUGACGAGUUCGUUGACUACUUGCCACAGUUGCUGCAGGCGCUCAAGCACGACACGUACGAAGGCUCACCGUUGGCAAUGUUGCUGUUGCGGAAAUCGCUCGAAUCCCCGAGGAUCGCCCACCAUCUGUACUGGUUGCUGUUGCACAGCCUUCCCGGCGAAGCGCCCCAAAACAUGAUCGAUGCUCAGGAGACGGCUUGCGAUGCGGUGCUCAUGAACCAAGCGCGUUACCACCGGCGCAACCAGCUAAUGCUGCGCGCACUGCUCGCAAUCUGUGGCGAAAAGCUCACCGGCCGGUUCCUCUCGCAGAACAUGAUGUGCAAGAAGCUGGGCGAAGUGGCGCAGAGCGUAAAACUGGCGAAAGAUUCGCACCGUCUGCAGGUGCUGAAGCAAGGUCUCGAGUCCGUCAACCAGAUGCUGAUCGACAGCCCGACCGUAUUGCCGCUCGAACCCGGUGCCGAGGUGACCGGUGUCGUGGUGCGCAGUUGCAACUACUUUAACUCGAACACGCUGCCGUUGAAGAUAAAUUUCGCCGGCCCGGAUAAGGUGGUGGUACCGGCCAUAUUUAAGGCGGGUGAUGAUCUGCAGCAGGACGCGCUCACCAUCCAGAUGGUGCGCAUUAUGGACAAGAUGUGGCUGAGGGAAGGGCUCGAUCUGAAGAUGGUCACGUUCAACUGUGUGCCGACCGCGUACAAGCGCGGCAUGAUCGAGCUGGUUUCGGAUUCGGAAACGCUCCGGAAGAUACAGGUGGAGUGGGGCGUUACCGGUUCGUUCAAGGACAAAUCGAUUGCCGAGUGGCUGGCGAAGCAAAACCCAAGCCAGCUCGAGUAUCAGCGGGCGGUUGAGAAUUUUACGCGCUCGUGCGCCGGCUACUCGGUGGCAACCUACAUUCUCGGCAUUUGUGAUAGGCAUAACGAUAACAUUAUGCUAAAAACGUCCGGCCAUCUGUUUCACAUCGAUUUCGGCAAGUUUCUCGGUGAUGCGCAGAUGUUUGGCAAUUUUAAACGUGAUCGAACGCCAUUCGUGCUAACGUCCGAUAUGGCGUAUGUGAUAAACGGUGGCGAUCGUCCAUCGGCAAAGUUCCACCAGUUCGUCGAUCUGUGCUGUACCGCGUUCAACAUCGUCCGGCGGCACAGUGAUCUGCUGCUGCACAUGUUCGCGCUGAUGACCACGUCCGGCAUACCGGGCGUAACGGUCGAGGCGGUCAACUACGUGCGCAACGCGCUACUACCGGGCCAAUCGAACCCGGAAGCGGCGGCAACGUUCGCGAAGAUGAUACACAUAUCGCUCAAGUCGUGGUUCACGCAGUUUAACUUCUUCCUGCACAACAUCGCACAGAUGAAGUUCUCGGCCGAAACCGGCGACGGCGAGUUGCUGAGCUUCAUACCACGGGUUUACACGAUGGCCCAGGACGGGCGCUUAAAGACGGUUUACGUACACGGGUAUCAGAAGCGUUACGAUCAAGAAAAGUAUUAUACGUACAUUCUGCGGGUAGAGCGACAACAUCAGCCAGAUGCAGCCUAUCUGUUUCGUUCGUACAAGGAAUUUUGCGAGUUCCAUCAGAAGCUCUGCAUGCAUUUUCCGCUCGCCAAAUUGCAUAGUCUGCCGUCCGGCAUCCAUGUCGGUCGCUCGAACGUCAAGGUGGUCGCCGAACGUCGUCUUCCAGAGAUUCGCCAGUUUCUCAUCUCGUUGUUUAACUCGGCAGAUGAAAUAGCACAUUCCGAUCUAGUUUACACCUUCUUCCAUCCGCUGUUGCGCGACCAACAGGAAGCCGAUAUCAAUUCGGCCAAAGUGAAAGGUACACCGGCAGCGAUCGAAGACGGCCAGCCGCCACAGGUUGGUGGCAAGAUAAAGAUUUCAAUGCAAUACCACCGGGACACACUGAUCGUGAUGAUCCACCAUGUGCUCUCGCUGCCAAACACGCCCGGUGGACAGCCGCCAAACACGUACGUUAAGGUGUACCUUAAGCCGGACCCCUCGAAAGAGACCAAGCGCAAAACCAAAGUGGUGCGGAAGAACUGCAAUCCUAGCUUUAUGGAAACGUUGGAAUACCGGCUCCCGCUCGAGUUUAUCCAGAGGAAGGUGCUGCAGGUGACGAUCUGGUCGCAUGAUUCGCUGCAAGAGAAUGCAUUCCUUGGUGGCGUUGAGCUACCGCUUGCCGAAAUAGAUUUACGUCGCGAAACGAUACAGUGGUACCAGCUGGGUUACCUAACGCGUGUCUAAGAUCGGUCGUCAUCUGUACAUGUCCAAUUUUACAUAUUUUCUUUUUAAAUUAUGUUUUGUUUUUUUUUUCGUCACUAUCGUAUUACUACCGUUGCUGUGCAUUUGUUUAUUGUAACUGCUAUUGCGUAUUUAAAAAAAAAACAAUGUUUGCUAGUUUGUCACAGUAUACUCAAAAGCCAGGAAAGAGAGAAAAAAGGUCUUAAAACAGGUUGUGAACAAAGAUGUAAGAUAGCGGAGCUUUGGACGGGCAAGUGGAAUUGUUAAUGUGCACAUCAAAUCUAUCCCUGUUAUUUGUUAGCUGCUUAAUCCAGGAGCAACCAUAUAUAAACACACUCAAUCAUUAAACGUUUUGAAAGCAGGAUAACGAUUUGUUGGAACUAAUCGAACACCCUCCUCUUGCCAUUGUAACAACCGUAAUUGAUCAUAUUCAUAUAUUAAUUUUGUGCAGGAAUUGUAUAUUUGAAGCAUUUUUUUUAUUUACAUCCACUGCUACUUUAACAAUCCUUUAACAUGUAGAACCACCGUACCGAUCUAACUAGCCCAGGGCUUAAAAGAAGGAUAAGAUUAUGUGCAUUCGUGUAGUUGAUGCUUUUCGUUGCUUUCGUAGCGCUAACGUGCGUGUUUGUGUUAACAAGAGGAUAUUUUAUUUAUUACCGUACACCUGCACAUCGAGUGACAUAAGGCAAGUACAUGCCAGCGUGUGCGUGUGUGUGUGACCUGAUGUUGAUCGUAAUCGGAAGAGCUAAUUGAGAAGAAAUAUAUCUAUACUAAAUCAA
Anopheles moucheti is the source of this 7066-nucleotide messenger RNA. RefSeq names its product phosphatidylinositol 4-phosphate 3-kinase C2 domain-containing subunit beta (gene Pi3K68D). Bases 399 to 6290 code for a protein of 1963 amino acids. The transcript is spliced from 11 exons. Gene Ontology annotation, molecular function: 1-phosphatidylinositol-4-phosphate 3-kinase activity; phosphatidylinositol binding; 1-phosphatidylinositol-3-kinase activity. Gene Ontology annotation, cellular component: phosphatidylinositol 3-kinase complex; cytoplasm; plasma membrane. The record is from RefSeq and is a predicted model, not a curated record. Gene Ontology annotation, biological process: phosphatidylinositol-3-phosphate biosynthetic process; phosphatidylinositol-mediated signaling; phosphatidylinositol 3-kinase/protein kinase B signal transduction. Lineage: Eukaryota; Metazoa; Arthropoda; Insecta; Diptera; Culicidae.